Molecule: messenger RNA, 4995 nt
Organism: Aptenodytes forsteri (emperor penguin)
Lineage: Eukaryota; Metazoa; Chordata; Aves; Sphenisciformes; Spheniscidae
Gene: ROBO4
Product: roundabout guidance receptor 4
Exons: 21
Molecular function (GO): protein binding
Source: RefSeq, a predicted model, not a curated record
AUGGAACGUGCAGCACUGCGGGACAAUUUCCGCCUGCAGCCGGGUGAUUUGGUGGCCACGGCGGGGCAAGCGUUGGAGCUGGAUUGCGUGCCACCCUUGGGGCACCCCGAACCCCACGUCACCUGGAAGAAGGACGGGGUGACCUUGGACUUGACCGAUGACCGGUAUGUGGUCACCAGUGGGAAGUUGCGGGUGGCACCGGCGCGACGGAGCGACUCCGGGCUCUACGUCUGCGUGGCAGCCAACACGGCAGGUUAGAGGGAGAGCCGGGGCGCCCGCGUCUCCGUCCUGGAGAAGCCGACCAUUGUGCGGCGCCCAAGCGACGCCGUGGCGGUGGCUGGCAGCACCGUGGAGCUGGCUUGCGGUGCCCAAGGUGACCCGGCGCCGCGGGUGCAGUGGCACAAGGAGCGUGGGGACCUGCCCUGGGGCAGGCACGAGGUGGACCGGGAGCACACGUUGCGCCUCGACGCCGUGAUGCCUGCCGACGCCGGCACCUACGUGUGUACAGCACAGAGCCAGCUGGGCACCGCCGCUGCCAGUGCCCGCCUCCGCGUGGAGGACCGGCUGCCGAUGGGCCGGCAGGAGGCUGCACCACGGGACCUGCUGGCCGUGAGGCUGCACCUGGACAACGGCACCGCGCUGCCCGCCGCUGCCGUCCAGCUCCGCUGGCGGAUGCUGACGCCGGCACUGGCGCCGGAGGGCUACAUGGUGCUGUACCGCUGCCUGCUCCCUGCCAGCACCUCCUGGGUCCAACACGAUGCCGGCAGGGAGCUCAGCGCUGUCAUCCCCGCACUCCGCAGGGGCUACAAGUAUGAGUUCAAGGUCCAACCCUACGCUGGAGGGACCCAGGGCUUGGACAGCAACAUCAGGCACCUCUGGAUACCUGAGGAAGUACCAAGCGCGGCGCCCCAGCACGUCACCGUGGGCCAGGCUGAGAUGGGGAACGGCACCGUGAUCGUGAGCUGGGAGCCACCUCCUCCUGAGGCCCACAAUGGCAUCAUUCGGGGCUACAAGGUCUGGUCAAUGGGCGAGGGCUGGCAGCGCCACACCAACAGGACAGUGGACGGAGGCACCCGCCGCCUGGAAACCCUCCUCCCGAGCCCUGGUGCCGAAUUCUGUGUCCAGGUGGCAGCUUUCAACAGCGCGGGGCUGGGGGUCCCCAGCAAUGCCACCUGUGGUGUCCUGGGGCUGACGGCAGGGAGCAACAGGGGGGUGCGGGCACUGCAGCAGCCCGCCGUCAUCGCAGCCGCUGGCUCGCUGCUCUGGUUGGCCUUGCUCGCCCUCCUCCUACUCCUCUGCCAGCGCCGCGCCAGCCAGGACGCCGCGGCUCGCCGCAGGCUGGUGGACGGUAAAUCGCCGUGGCUCAGUGGACCCUGGAAACCCGGCUGUGCCCCCCGAAACCUCAGCAGCAGCAGCAGCCUCAGUAGCCGGCUCCUGGGCAGCGAUGGCAGGGAUCCCCACCCCUCCACCUUGUCCUUGGAGCCACCGAGCCUCGGCCCCCCCACGCCCCCCAACCGCAGCAGCCUCCGCAGGGGGCACCCACCGCCCCUUGGGGACACCGGGUGCUGUGGCGGGGGGCACCCCAGGGUGCGCACCUCGCCCAGCACCCCGAACCCGGCACCCUGGGAGCGCAUCCACAAGAGAGAGCUGCACCAAGUGCACAGCACCCCAGUGCUCACGAGUGGUCCCGGCCACGUCCCUGUCACCGGGAGUGGAAGCGAGUGGGGGACGGAUUUUGGGCUGGCAGCCAGGUGGCCUCAGCAAAGGGGACAUGACAGUGACAUCACCACCGCCGUGCUGGCCGGAGGGGACCCCCGGCGGCUGCCAGUCUUCAGCUCCCCAAAACCGCGGCGGGGCAGCGCCUCACUGGCCUCCAGUGUCACCGGUGUCACCGGGUCACCGGUGACACCCCCAAGGCCACCCCACGCCUGGCACCCCCCGGUGACCCGGUCCCCGGCCACUGCAUGCCCCAGGGACACGUCCCCGGUCACCAGACGACCCAAGGACAUGUCCCCAGUCACUGGGAUCCCCAGAGACACUUCCCCGGGCAGCAGGCACCCCAAGGACAUGUCCUCAGUCACUGGGAUCCCCAGGGACAUGUCUCCAGCCACCCGGCACCCCAGGGACACAUCCCUGGUCAUUGAGAGCCCCAGGGAUGUGUCACCGGUCACCAGGCGCCCCAGGGACAUGUCCCUCAUCAUUGAGCACCCCAAGGACCCAUCACCAGCCGCCAGGCACCAGAGGGACACAAUCUCUGCCACCAGGCACCCUGAGGAUACGUCCCUGGUCACCAGCUGCCCCAGGGACGUGUCCCCAGUCACCAGACACCCCAAGGAGAUGUCCCCAGUCCUCAGUCAGCACAGGGACAGGUUCCUGGGCAGCAGAUACCCCAAGGACAUGUCCCCAGCCACCAGACACCCCAGGGACCCAUCACCGGUGACCAAGCACCAGAGGGAUAUGUCAUCGGCCAGCAGGCACCCCAAGGCCACAUCCCCAGCCAGCGGGCACCCAAGGGACACGUCCCCAGUCACUAGGCUCCCCAAGGAGAAGUCCCCAGCCACCGGGCACCGUAGGGACACACUCCUGGCCACCAGAUACCCAAAGGACAUGUCACCGGCCACCAGCUACCCGAAGGACACGUCCCCAGACACCAGGCACCCCAGGGACACAUCCCCCAUCACCAGGCACCCUGAGGAGAUGUCCCCAGUCACCGGUCACUGCAAGGACAUGUUCUUGGUCACCAGGUACCCUGAGGAUAUCUCACCAGCCACCAGGCAUCCCAGGGACACAUCCCCAGACAUCAGGCAUCCCAGGGACACAUUCCCAGCCACCGGGCACCCAAGGGACACUUCCCCAGUCACCAGGCACCCCGAAGAGAUGUCCCCAGUCACUGGUCACCGGAGGGACAUGUUCUUGGGCAACAGGUACCCCAAGGACACGUCUCCGGCCACCAGGCACCCAGGAGACAGGACCCCAGUCACCGGGCGCCUCUCGCCGGCAUUCAGUGAUGGGGUCCUCACACCACAGCGGGUGGCCGAGGACCUGGAGAUGGACCAGGACACCACCUGCCCCCGCCCCCCGGCACCAACCACACCACGGUCCUUCUCACCGCCACACACCUACGGCUACAUCUACGGGCCACCGGCCUCUGAGCUGGGCGAGGAGGAGGAAGAGGAGGAGGAAGAGCGGCCAGCGAUGAGGGGCUCUCCAGGGGGAUCGCUGCUGAAUGGCUGGGGGUCUGUCUCAGAGGACAACUUUGCCAGCGCCCGCUGCAGCUUGGUGAGCUCCUGUGAUGGCUCCUUCCUCCUGGACGCCAGCUUCGCCCGGGCACUGGCUGUGGCCGUCGACGGGCUCUGCUUCAGCCUCGAGGACACCGAUGUGGGCUACGGGGGUCCCUCACCACCACCAUCACCCUUGGAGGGAGGCUUCUCACCCGGGGUCCCCAUCCCCGCCUGGGACUGGGGGACAGCGCUGGGGGUCCCAUGGAGAGCCGGGACGGAGGCAGCCGUGGGUGUCCCACAGUACGGUGGCCACGGGACAGGGAUUGGCAGCCCCUGGGCCCGGGCGGGUGGCGAGCCAAGGACAGGAGGGACAGGAGCGUGGCAGUCUCCAGGGUGUAGGACGCAGCAAGGCCAGAGUCCCCUCGGCUCGGCUAAAAUCCAGCUUUAUUAAGUGGUUCCCCAGAAAGGGGUUCUUUGCUAGCAAAAGCCACCCACAAAGGGUGGGUCGCACCAAGGUGGGUGGGUGUCCCUCCUUCUCUAGCGUUCUUGUCCUCCCCAAGUGUCUUCAUCCUUCACCAAUGUCCCCAUCCCUCCUCAGUGUCCCCAUCCCUCCCCAAAUUCCUCAUCCCUGCCCAGCAUCCUCAUCCUCCCCAAGUGUUCUCAUCCUCCCCAAGUGUACUUGUCCCCUCCAAGUGUCCUCGUCCCUCCUCAGUGUCCUCCUCCUUCCCCAGCAUCCUUGUCCCCCGACCAUCCUCACCCAUCCCAAGCACCGUUGUCCAUCCCAAGUGUCCUUGUCCUCCCCCAGGGUCAUUGUCCCCCUGACCGUCCUCAUCCCCGUUGACCGUUCUCAUUCCUUCUGACUGUCCUCAUCCUUCCUGACCGCCCACAUCCUUCCUCAGCAUCCUUGUCCCACCUCGACCAUCCGUGGCCCUCUCAAGUGUCCUCAUCCCUCCCAAGCCACCUUGUCCUUCCUGAAUGUCCUUGUGCCCCCUCUGAAUGUCCUCAUCCCUCCUAACUGUCUUCAUCCCCAGUGUCCUUAUCCCUCCUGAGCACCCUCAUCCUUCCCCAACUGUCCUCACCACCCCCCGAGUCUCCUUGUCCCUCCCCACCAUCCUCAUCCCCCUGCGACCAUCCCCCUUGUCCCUCCCUACUGUCCUUGUCCCUCCCAAGCAACCUUGUCUUUCCCAAGUGUCCUCUUCCCCGCAGCGAUCCUCAUCCCCCGGGUGUCCUCGUCCUUCCCCAAUGUCCUCAUCCCCCCAAGCAUCCUUGUCCCCCAACGUUCCUUGUCCCUCCCCAGCACCCUCAUGCCUCUGCAGUGUCCCUGUCCUUGUCCCUCCCAUGUAUGCUCAUCCCCCCAGCUGUCCUCGUCCCUUCCAACCAUCCUCAUCCCUCCCAGCCAUCCUCGUCCCUCCCCAGAGUCCUCAUCCCUCCCAACUGUCCUUGUCCCCAGGGUCUUCAUCCUUCCCUGAGCAUCCUCCUCAUCCCUCCUGAGAUCCUUGUCCCUCCUCAGUGUCCUCAUCCCUAGCGACUGUCCUUGGCCUCCACGAGCAUCCUCAUCCUUCCUCAAGCAUCCUUGUCCCUCCCAACUGUCCUUGUCCCCAGGGUCCUCAUCCCCCCCUGAGCACCCUCCUCCCUCCCUGAGCAUCCUCCUUGGCCCUCUCCGAGCAUCCUCAUCCCUCCCAAGCAUCCUUGUCCCUCCCAAGCAUCCUCGGCCAUCCUGACUGUCCUUGUCCCCCCCCCAGAGCGUCCUUGUCCCCCCCUCGCGCUUGCCGCC